Capsicum annuum is the source of this 1597-nucleotide messenger RNA. Its product is annotated as 9-divinyl ether synthase. Lineage: Eukaryota; Viridiplantae; Streptophyta; Magnoliopsida; Solanales; Solanaceae. Gene Ontology annotation, biological process: sterol metabolic process. Gene Ontology annotation, molecular function: heme binding; iron ion binding; monooxygenase activity. The record is from RefSeq and is marked provisional.
AAAUGUCUUCCUAUUUAGAAUCACCAAAGCUUCCGGUUCGAGAAAUCCCAGGGGACUAUGGUUUCCCUAUUAUUAGCGCGAUUAAAGAUCGAUACGAUUAUUUUUAUAACCAAGGUGAAGAUGCUUGGUUCCAUGGCAAAGCUGAAAAAUACAAAUCUACUGUUGUCAAAAUCAACAUGGCACCUGGUCCUUUCACCUCUAAUGAUUACAAAUUGGUGGCAUUUUUAGAUGCCACCAGCUUCGUUUACAUGUUUGAUAACACCCUCAUCGACAAGACUGACACUCUUGGUGGUACAUUUAAGCCUGGCAAAGAAUACUAUGGUGGUUAUCGUCCAGUCGCAUUCGUCGAUACGAAAGAUCCGAACCAUGCAGCAUUAAAAGGCUACAUUCUAUCUUCGUUUGCAAAGAGACAUAACUUAUUCAUACCUCUUUUCAGGAACUCUCUAUCUGAUCACCUCUUUAAUGAUCUAGAAAAACAAGUCUCUGAACAAGGGAAAUCGGAUUUCAAUGCGUUGCUACCUAAUAUGACGUUUGGUUUCAUUUUUCGUUUGCUUUGUGAUCAGACUAAUCCGUCUGAUACAGUUCUUGGCGCUCAGGGACCAGAACAUCUUCGCAAAUGGCUUUUCCCUCAGCUCAUUCCGUCCUUGAGCGCCAGAAAACUUCCCAGUUUUAUAGAAGAUUUGCUCUUCCAUAACUUCCUGAUACCAUUUGGUUUCGUAAAAAGUGAUUACCAAAAACUUGUUGAUGCAUUUAGCAAGUCUGCAGUGUCCAUGUUGGAUGAAGCAGAAAAACUUGGAAUCAAAAGAGAAGAAGCCGUACAUAACAUGCUUUUUCUCGUGGGGAUCAAUAUGUUCGCUGGCUUGAAUGCUUUCUUCCCUCAUCUCAUCAGGUUUGUAGGGGAAGCAGGGCCAAAUCUACACACUCGACUUGCUAACGAAAUCAGGACUGCUAUUAAGGAAGAAGGUGGUGCAAUCACCUUAUCAGCAAUCAACAAGAUGAGUUUGGUCAAGUCCGUAGUCUACGAAACAUUGAGGCUUCGCCCACCAGUACCAUUACAGUACGGUAAGGCGAAGAAAGACUUCAUGGUCCAGAGCCACGACGCGUCCUACAAGAUCAACAAAGGACAAUUCCUAGUCGGAUACAAUCCCAUGGCUAGUAGGGACCCUAAGAUUUUUGCAAACCCCGAUGAGUUUGUACCUGAUAGGUUCAUGGGUGAUGGAGAGAAAAUGCUGAAACAUGUACUAUGGUCUAAUGGAAGGGAAACUGAGAAUCCAGCACCAGAGAACAAGCAAUGUGCAGGGAAAGAUUUGGUGCAACUAUUGGGUAGGUUAAUUUUGGUGGAGUUCUUCAUGAGAUACGAUACGUUCACAGUGGAAAUUACACCUCUCUUUCGUGCACCAAAUGUUGCGAUCAAAACAUUGACUAAAGCAACCAGUUGAUUUAUUGUUUUGUCUGAUCAAAGUAUGUGUUCAGUGGAUCUUCUUGCAUAGACGUCGUUGUUGAAUUUUAUUAUUUGUUUAUUGUAUUUAUUUCCUUUUUGUUGUAUUUCUUCUUUAUUAUUUCAAAUGAAUAAUGUUGAUCAUAGAUCGAGUCAAAA